Molecule: messenger RNA, 1443 nt
Organism: Somion occarium
Lineage: Eukaryota; Fungi; Basidiomycota; Agaricomycetes; Polyporales; Cerrenaceae
Source: the annotation of a GenBank genome assembly
UUUCUUGACACCUGCGCGUUUUGUUCCUCCUCGGCCUUAUGAUUCAAUUGAUGGGGUCUGCGUUUCUUUCACCUUAGUAUAAGAGGGGAUCCCGUUCCAUACCGGCUUUACGUCCCCCCACAUUCCUUAGGACCACCUUAUUGCUACCAUAAGCCCCUCUUGCAUCGUUCGAUUUGUUGACAAUGCCGGACUGGAACUCUCCAGAGGAGCUAGCUAAAGCAUCAACUGCCAUGAUCUACAUCACUCAUUCGUUUGCUGGAGUAUACUUCUGGGAGUUCGCGACGUCCCUCGACUUCGAAUGGUCCUACCUCUCAGGGCAAAGGAAGUUCCGCUGGCCAAUAACUGUUUACUUCCUGGCGCGAUAUCUGGCUUUAACGGCGAUGAUCGGAGCUCUUAUAGGCUACGAUGUCAAGUCGGGACUCAACUGUCGGCCAUUCUUCAUUUUCCUUCAGAUGACGGGAAAUGCAUCAGGUGGUAUGGCCACUAUCAAUUUAGCUCUUAGAACAAUCGCAAUCUGGCAGCGCAAUCGAUAUGUUAUUGGCUUGGUUGUUCUGCUCAUAAUGGGCCACUGGUCACUCAUUCUGCAAGGUGGCCUGCUCGAGGCAUCUCAAGUGCCAGGAACGGGUUGCGUAAUCGUCCAUACGAACGUUACGGUCUUGACAGCGAAUUUUAUUGUCUCCAUGGUCUUCGAUUUGAUAGUGCUUGUCCUUACGGCCUACAGAUUGUUGAGCCUGAGAGGUAACCAUCAAAACGGCCUCGUCAGUGUGCUGUUCUAUGAUGGCUUAAUUUAUUUCGUCUGCGCCUUCCUAGCAAACUUGGUUGCAACAGUCUUUAUGACUUUGAACUUAAGUCCUGUCAUGAGCAUCAUCUUUAACGUUCCCUCAACCGUUAUCUGCGCGGUAGAUCGCCUCGACUCGAGCUGUGCGAAGUUUAGCCAAGUUCGUUGCAGAUGGCCCACAUAUUUACUAUUCCGGCAGCAUCGCUCCCAGCGGAAGUAUCGUCUUCCGCCCUCAUGCUCUUCCGAAUACUAGACCCGGCGACUUACUUUCUUUGCCGACCUCGCGAGAACGACAAUCCCAGGAAGGCGUACAUGUGCAAAUGGAAAGGAUAGCCAGUAUGGAUGAAAGUGUUGCGAAGGGAUAAAAGCGAAAAUCUAGCACAAAGAGGGAACACGUACUGGACCCCGAGGUGACAUUCGACUCGAGAGAAGACCUGGAUCGAAAAUAAUCAUCCUUGGCUGUCCCGUCGAGUUGCGCUCGUUUUAGUUCUACUUGUUCUGUACCGGUGCUAGGUACCCAAUCACGAUGCAGCUACGUUACCUAUAUCGAUAUCCCUACUGCGCACUGCCACAAUUGUAAUCCAUCAUUCUAGACACUUUCGCCUCGACUAUGUCUGGCCUACAUAUGUUUCUGACAAUAAUAUCACACGACCACGGAACACCGU